This is a messenger RNA of Amphibalanus amphitrite, 2336 nucleotides long. RefSeq lists its product as uncharacterized. The coding region runs from base 131 to 1801 and encodes 556 amino acids. The transcript is spliced from 4 exons. The record is from RefSeq and is a predicted model, not a curated record. Lineage: Eukaryota; Metazoa; Arthropoda; Thecostraca; Balanomorpha; Balanidae.
GGCAUUUAGCCGUGUUUAGAGAGGCGAUGUUUUCCAGUUAGCUGGGACCUUUGCAUUUGUUUGGUGCAGUAAUAUCGGACUGAAGAUAGUGAAACGGCUUGGGGAAGCAUUUUGAAUUAAAAAAACCAACAUGUCUAGUGCUAAUAGUGGCACUGAUGAAGUGGAGUCUCUGGUGCAGGCUGAGGCUGGCGAUCCGUUGCUGUCCCUAGAUCAGGAUGAGGGAUUGGGACCACGGUCUGCCACUCAAACUGGGAAAAAGAAGAGAUGGUGCUUUGUGCCAGGCUGCAAGAGCUCCAGUGCAACCACUCCAAACAAAAUAUUCUUAUAUGUACCCAGAGAUGUCAAGAAACGGAAGCUGUGGGCUCGCUUAGCGAGAAGGGAGGAUGCUGGCAGUUUGACUUCAACGAAUCACUGGUUCUGCUGUGAAGAUCACUUUGAUUUGGAGAAUGAUGCACAGAACUACAGGAGGUACUGCAUGGUUGGGGGUAAGCUUCUUCUGAAAAGUGAAGCUGUCCCGCAUAAAUUUGCAUGCCAACCAAAGCGCAUCAAAGACAGUCGGGAGAGAACUACGUCCGUCAGGCGAAGCCAAGCAACACAGCUGGAGGCUGCACUUGCUUUAGAUGAUGAGGAUGCUUCACCAGCAGAUACUGCCGAGCCAGUUGAAGACCCAGAGGUGCCUGCUCUACCAUCCCGGAAAGCUGUCGGGUGCCAAACGGAGACAACCACAACGACCUCGGCUUCCCAGACAGACAUGUCUUCAUCAGCACUGGAAGGUCCUUCUACACUCCGUGCCGAGGAAUCAGGUGAUGAUUCGAGUUCUAACCAGGAUAUCACUGAUGUACAGGACAAAGACUUUGAGGUUGACAGUGGUGGUGAUGAAACUGAUGCCGAUCUGGAGUUUGACUAUGAGCAUUUUGUUCGUGAUCGAAUCAGAAAGCUGUGUAAAAAGGACCCCAAGAGAUAUAUUGGUGUUCCAGCAGGGUACCUCAAGGUCAUUGAAAUUUUGGCUAGGGAUCACAUCGAGCCAGAGCACGGAGGUGGGUCAAAACUCACAGCUUUUGAUGUUUGCUUGCUCGUUUUAAUGAAAAUCAAGCAAAACAAAAGCUUUGACCUGAUCGCAGAUGAUUUUGGGAUUUCACGUAGCUAUGCCAGCAGGCUGUUCGCGAAACAUCUCCCUUUCAUCGCAUCAGCAAUGCGAGAACUUGUUUACUGGCCAAAAACUGAAGCCAUCAGGCAGGCCCUACCGCUGGCCUUUAAGGCCCGGUUCGCUCGAACAACUUGCAUUAUAGACUGCAUGGAAAUUCAGGUGGAGAAACCAAGUGGCUCCUUCAAGCAGUCUAUGACGUACUCAUCAUACAAAUCGUGCAAUACUGCAAAAUAUCUGUUGUCCAUCACGCCGAACGGAUUUGUAAAUUUCAUUUCCAAAGGAUGUGGGGGCCGAAGCUCUGACAUGGCCAUAUUGGAAACGAGUGGGUUCAUGGAUAACCUCGAGCCUGGAAUGAUUGUGAUGGCUGACCGUGGUUUCAAGAGUUUGGAACCACUGCUGGCGCAAAAAGGGUGCACGCUGGUCCGCCCGUCAUCUGUGAGCAGUAGCAGUGUUAUGACAAAAAAGGAAGUGAAGUGGUCAAAACAGAUCGCUAGUCUGAGGAUACACGUAGAAAGAGCCAUAAGACGGGUGCGUGAGUUCGAACUGCUUCGACCGAACGCGUGCAUAGAGCAUCAGUUGUGGUCACUGUUAGAUGAGUGUGUCCUUACAGUAUGUGCACUUACCAACCUUCAACCGCCUCUGAUUAGGGUGUAGGACCGCAAAGAAGUCGUGACUAGACUUCCCUACGUAAAAACACAGGUCUCGAAGGCUAGUGAGCAAACUCAUGUUGACGGCGAACUGUUCUGUAGUUACCUCGGUCAUUGCAGAUAUUCAACGUCUUUUUGCGUUCCUCCUAUGUCAUGUGUACAUGUGUUAAUGCGCUUGCGUCGCAGACCGUACCCAUACUGUAGCUCCGUCUGUCAGGCACGAGACGUGCGUGUGUUCGUACUGAUGUGAUGACAGCACGUACGUGGCUGUUCCCGCAAAUCGCGACCGUAACGCUGUGUAGCAGUUCCCGUCUUCAAUGACGAGGCGUCGUUUUUGUCGCCUUCUUUGCGCGUUAAUGCUCUCGCGAACUUUGAGCUUUGUCUUGUGCAUGUGCCAGUCCCGGAGAGUGUUCGUGUUAUGCAUGCAUGUGAAGAUGUCCGCGAAUCUCGGGCUUCUCUCGAGCGCCAGCUUCUUGUCUCGUUUAAAUGUAUUGUUUACACAUGAAUAUGUACAAUGAAACAAUACAUGCAAAAUCAGUAGA